AUGCUCCUCGCAGGCUACGAGUCCUCAGACGACGAGUCCGCACCGGGACCAUCCAAGAUCCAGUCCCAUCCCGCCAACAAUGCGGCCGAUAUCCAAGACGACGACGAGGACGACGAGCAGCUCGAGCAGCAGGCCAAGACGGACGCGUUUGGUCUCGCCUCUGCGGGACCUACCAAAGUCGCCAAGGUCGACACCAAGGUCGACGUGUCGGCUGCUCCCGAUGUGUUGAAAGAGGACCCCAACGUCAUUUCUAACGCGAUCAUUACACGGUCAACCGACAAGGUCAUCAAUGUCAACGUCACGUACGAAGACAUGACGCGCCCUGAGCAGGGACCUAUGGACCCGUUCAACCAGCAAAAGAACAAGGGCAUGAACUCGUUGGCAGGCCAUGUCGAGGAGCAAGUGAUGGACAGCUACGAGUUUUCAAGGCAACACAAGACGUUCAACAUUCACGGCUAUGCGUACGACCCAUCUCUCAACGGUGGCGGCAUUGUGGGCUCGGCGGACGCGGCGGCGGCCAAUGGCUACCAGUUGAUCGACACUGUGCGGUCAACAAAAGCGCAGAGGAAGGCAGAGAAGCGCAAGCGCGAGUCCAAGGGUGACCUGUCAAUUGUGGACGGCGAGGGCGCGUACAAGGGUCCCUGGGCCGAGUACGAGGGCUCGCGAGCCGUUCAGGAAGAGGUGGAGGAGGACGCCGAGGAGUGGCGCGAGGAGAAGAGGCGCCGCGAGGAGGCCUCUGCCGCUGCCAAGGCCAAGAUGGAGGUUGCUGCCGAAGAGAAGAGCAUCUUCCACGGCAAGGAGCUCACCGACUAUGCCGGCAGGACAUAUAUGCACAUUCCCACCGACACGGACGUCAAGCUCAACCCCUCGGACGGCGCUGCGCCACCCAACACGUACGUGCCCGACGGCAAGUGCAUCCACACCUGGACUGGCCACAACAAGGGCGUGUCGGCUAUCCGCCUGUUCCCCAGGAGUGGCCACCUGCUUCUCAGUGGAAGUAUGGACACCAAGAUCAAGCUCUGGGACGUGUACAACGAGGGCAACUGUCUGCGUACGUUCAUGGGCCACUCGCAGGCUGUCAAGGAUGUCAACUUCAACAACAAGGGCUCCAAGUUCCUCUCUGCGUCAUACGACCGUACCGUCAAGCUGUGGGACACGGAGACGGGCAAGUGUAUCCAGGCGUUCUCGAACGGCAAGAUGGCCAAUGUUGUCAAGUUCCACCCGGAUAGCGACAAGCAGCACAUCUUCAUGGCUGGUAUGCAGGACAAGAAGAUUAUCCAGUACGACCUGCGUGCGCAUGAGAUUAUCCAAACGUACGACCAGCACCUGGGUCCCGUCAACACCAUUACCUUUGUGGACAACAACCGCCGUUUCCUGACGACCUCGGACGACAAGACCAUUCGCGGAUGGGACUAUGACAUUCCCGUGGUCAUCAAAUACAUUGCCGAGCCGUACAUGCACUCGAUGCCCUCGGUCGCCAAGCACCCGAGCGGCAAGUAUGUCGCUGCCCAGUCUCUCGACAACCAGAUUCUGGUGUACUCGGCAGACGGCAAUUUCAGGCAAAACAAGAAGAAGCGUUUCGCAGGCCACACGGUGGCUGGUUAUGCGUGCGCAAUCAACUUUUCGCCCGACGGCAAGUACAUUUCGUCUGGUACCGGUGGUGGCGACGUCGUGUUCUGGGACUGGAAGACUGGCAAGAUUAUGAAGCGGCUGCACGCGCACCAGCAGGUGGUGAUUGACCACUGCUGGCUGCCAAACGAACAUUCCAAGGUGAUCACCGCAUCGUGGGAUGGUCUUAUCAAGUUGUGGGCCUAG
Molecule: messenger RNA, 1815 nt
Organism: Apiotrichum porosum
Lineage: Eukaryota; Fungi; Basidiomycota; Tremellomycetes; Trichosporonales; Trichosporonaceae
Exons: 4
Coding region: 1-1815 (604 amino acids)
Biological process (GO): mRNA splicing, via spliceosome
Cellular component (GO): catalytic step 2 spliceosome
Molecular function (GO): mRNA binding; protein binding
Source: RefSeq, a predicted model, not a curated record